AUCGCCGCCGCUUCUCUCGGCCCUUUUCCCCGGUUUCCCCAGUCGCAUGGUGCUUACCUUGGGCCGCCUUUCCCCGACUGCCGCUUAGCUGCCCCUCCUCCGAUCUGUCGACUUUUGGUGCUACCAGCUGGCACCAAGCUGUUUUUUUCUCUCUUUCUUUCUUUCUUCUCCAUCAUCAUCUGGCGAAUUUAUAAUCGACCGCUGCCUCGUCCUCUUCCCAUUUGAAUCAACCAUAGCGCAGCACAACUACACAAGAAACUUCUUCCAACUGCUCGGCUCUGUGACGUCAGACGCGCCAGCCCACCGACUUUCGCCCAACACACCUCCUACAGCCUCUGUAUCGCCAUCAUGGCGGACAUCAAUGUAGAAGAGGUGCUCAAGAAGCUUACAAUCACAGAAAAAGUCGAAUUGCUCUCUGGCAUCGACUUUUGGCACACCAAGGCCAUCCCCAAACACGGCGUCCCGUCUCUACGAUUCAGCGAUGGCCCCAAUGGCGUUCGAGGAACAAAGUUCUUCAAUGGCGUUCCUGCGGCUUGCUUCCCCUGCGGCACCGCCCUUGGCAGCACCUUCAACCAAGAGCUCCUCGAAGAGGCCGGUCGUACCAUGGGCAACGAAGCCAUUGCCAAGAGCGCACAUGUUAUUCUCGGCCCUACAAUCAACAUGCAAAGAUCACCCCUCGGCGGACGAGGAUUCGAGUCGAUAGGCGAGGACCCGUUCCUUGCUGGUCUCGGUGCAGCUGCGCUGGUUCGCGGCAUCCAAAGUACCGGUGUACAGGCUGCCAUUAAGCAUUUCCUCUGCAACGACCAAGAAGAUCAGCGCAUGGGUGUGCAGAGCAUUAUUACAGAACGUGCUCUUCGCGAAAUCUAUGCUUUACCUUUCCAGCUGGCAGUCCGCGACUCGCGUCCGGGCGCCUUCAUGACAGCCUAUAACGGCAUCAACGGCACAUUUUGCAGCGAAAACAGCAAGUACCUCGACGGCAUGCUACGAAAGGAGUGGGGAUGGGAAGGUUUGAUUAUGAGCGACUGGUACGGCACAUACAGCACGGUGGAUGCCGUCAAUGCUGGUCUCGACCUUGAAAUGCCUGGCCCAGCUCGCUUCCGUGGCGAGGCCCUUCAGUUCUGCGCAUCCACUGGCAAGCCAUUUGCCCACAUCAUUGAUGAACGCGCACGCGAAGUCCUCAAGCUUGUUAAGAAGUGUGCCAGCUUACCCAUCGAAGAACAAGGUCCCGAAAAGACGGUCGAUACACCUGAAACAAGAGCGCUUCUUCGAAAGAUUGGAAACGAAAGUCUCGUCUUACUGAAGAACGAUAACAAUAUUCUUCCACUAGCCAAAGAUAAAAAGACCCUUGUGCUCGGUCCCAACGCCAAAGAAGCAACAUACCAUGGCGGUGGCUCUGCUGCCCUCCGAGCAUACUAUGCCAUUUCGCCCUAUGAUGGCAUUGCCGAGAAACUUGGCAGCCAGCCGAACUAUACUGUUGGUGCCUAUACACAUCGUUUCUUGCCUAUCCUGGGUAACCAGUGUGCGGCGCCCAAUGGAGAGCCAGGUAUGCGCUGGCGCGUGUUCAACGAAGCCCCUGGGUCCGCAGAACGAAAACAGGUCGAUGAGUUGCAAUUUACAAAGACGGAGAUGCAUCUGGUAGACUAUGCCAACCCCAACGUUGCUGAUACCUGGUAUGCCGAUAUGGAGGGAUCCUUUGUCGCAGAUGAGGAUUGUGUGUAUGAGAUUGGUGUUGUCGUGUCUGGUACGGCCAAGGCCUACGUAAACGGCGAGAUGAUUGUGGACAAUGCCACCAAGCAGGUUGCCGGUGAUGCAUUUUUCGGUGCUGCUACACGUGAAGAGCGCGGCCGCGUAUCACUCAAAAAGGGUGAAACUGCCAACAUCAAGAUUGAAUUCGGCUCCGCACCGACCUUUACGCUCAAGGGCGAUGCCUACGUUCCCGGACACGGCUCGCUACGUGUUGGUGGGUGCAAGGUCAUUGAUGACCAGGAGGAAAUUGCAAAGUCAGUUGCGUUGGCCAAGGAGCACGACCAAGUCAUCAUCUGCGCUGGACUCAACUCUGACUGGGAGACGGAGGGUGCUGAUCGCGCAUCCAUGAAGUUGCCUGGCGUCUUGGACCAGUUGAUUGCUGAGGUUGCUGCCGCUAACCCCAAUACCGUCGUGGUUAUGCAGACAGGUACACCUGAAGAAAUGCCAUGGCUCGACAAAACGCCUGCUGUUAUCCAGGCUUGGUACGGUGGCAACGAGACUGGCAACUGCAUUGCUGAUGUUGUCUUUGGGGAUGCCAACCCAUCUGGCAAGCUCUCGCUCAGCUUCCCUAAGAGGCUUCAAGAUGUGCCUGCGUUCCUCAACUUUAAGACAGAAGCUGGCCGUACUCUCUACGGCGAAGACGUGUACGUCGGCUACCGUUACUACGAGUUUGCUGAUCGUGAGGUCAACUUCCCCUUCGGACACGGCCUCUCGUAUACGACCUUUAGCUUUUCAGAUCUUUCUGUAUCCUCUAGCGAAGGAAAGAUUAAGGCCGUACUCACCAUUACAAACACAGGCUCCAAGGAGGGAUCCGAGGUUGCCCAGCUAUACGUUCAGCCCAAGCAGGCUGCACGCAUCAACCGCCCAGUCAAGGAGCUCAAGGGUUUCGCCAAGGUGCAGCUCGCCCCUGGAGAGAGCAAACAGGUUACUAUUGAAGAGCUUGAAAAGUAUGCAUCUUCGUAUUGGGAUGAGGAGCGAGACCAGUGGUGUGUAGAACAGGGUGUAUAUGAGGUGGUUGUUAGUGAUAGUAGCAAGGUUACAGAGGGCAAGGCGCUUCGAGGAGAGUUUACAGUGGCAGAGUCAUAUUGGUGGUCUGGUAUUUAAGCAUCUUAUAGCAUUUUAUGUACAUUUUAGAUCUUUGUAUCUGUAACCAAUGUCUGUCUGAUUUUUGAUAG
[Torrubiella] hemipterigena is the source of this 2921-nucleotide messenger RNA. The record is from the annotation of a GenBank genome assembly. NCBI's taxonomy places the organism in Eukaryota, Fungi, Ascomycota, Sordariomycetes, Hypocreales, Clavicipitaceae.